Solanum dulcamara is the source of this 1766-nucleotide messenger RNA. Its product is annotated as trihelix transcription factor ASR3-like. The transcript has 2 exons. Lineage: Eukaryota; Viridiplantae; Streptophyta; Magnoliopsida; Solanales; Solanaceae. The record is from RefSeq and is a predicted model, not a curated record. Bases 623 to 1546 code for a protein of 307 amino acids.
AUGAAAUGUCUACGUUGUCACAAUACAUAUGUGUUUAUGCUCAACAAAUACCUAUUUAGCCCAUGUAAUCAAUCCUCUUUCCCUCCAGCCCAACCAAGCAAACCAAACUGAACCCCUCUAAUACCCCACUCCACAGUACACCCCUCACUCGCUGCGUGAGAUUUUUUUUGGGUGUAGUGGAUAUGCCAGUUUGAAUGAAUUUCUAUUUGGCCUUUACUUAUAAUGGAACUCUUAAUUUCUUCAUUGGUUAUUACAGUAUUUCUCUUCUAUUCUUCUCCUCUCUGUUUCUUCUACCUUUCCCCAUAACUUAAACCCCUCUCCAAUUUUGUCCAACUUUAAUUUUUGGAUUUAUAGUCUUUGAUUUGAACUUUAAGCUUUUCAAGAUUUGUUUUUGAUGAUUUUGAGGGGAAGAUACUAUAUGGUGAUUAUUUCCGUGGGUUCCUCUUCACUGCUUCUCAUAUUUUCCAUUUCCAAAUUUCAAUACCACAAAUAAACCCCAAAAGUCCAUACUUAGCUGCUUCUUUUUUCUUGACAUUUUUAUCUCAACUUUGCAAAACAAGCCAAGAAAAGAACACCCUUUUCUUAUUUUUGCAUAAAGACAAUAUCUUUAUUGUUAUUUUGCAUGGAUAAUAGGUUGGUAGGUGAUCAAGGUGGGAGUAGUAGUAACAUGUUUAGGGACUAUAGAAAAGGGAAUUGGACAAUAAAAGAAACAAUGGUUUUAAUUGAAGCAAAAAAGAUGGAUGAUGAAAGGAGAAUGAGAAGGCAAGAGGGAAAACCAACAGAGUUAAGAUGGAAAUGGGUAGAGGACUAUUGUUGGAGAAAUGGUUGUUUGAGGAGCCAAAAUCAGUGUAAUGACAAAUGGGAUAAUCUCAUGAGAGAUUUCAAGAAAGUAAGAGAAUAUGAAAGAAGAGUUGUUGAGGCUGGAGGAGAAGAAAAUAUAACAUCUUAUUGGAAGAUUGAGAAGAAUGAAAGGAAAGAAAAGAACUUGCCUACUAAUAUGUUGCCUGAGAUUUAUGAGGCAUUAGUUCAAGUUGUGGACAGAAAAAGUCAAAGAAUGUUGUUACCUUCUUUACCUCCCACAUUGCAACAACAAUCUACUCCUUUGCCACUUCCACCAAUUACAACAACAGUAGCACAAACACAUUAUACUACUAACAUUCCUUUUCCCACAAUGUGUGAUAGCUCAGAUCCUGAUCAUAGCAGUGAGCGUUCAGAUUCACCAGCAAAGAAAAGAAGAAUGAGUGGAGGAGGUGAAGGAACUAGUGGCACAUCAAAAGGUAACAUUAACAAUUCAUCACAAGAAGUUGGCACUGCCAUCUCCAAGAGUGCUGCCAUCAUAGCAGAAACAAUUCAGUCUUGUGAAGACAGAGAAGAUAGAAGGCACAGAGAACUCUUAAGCUUGCAUCAGAGAAGGCUACAAAUUGAAGAGUCAAAGGUUAAGAUCAAUAAAGAAGGCAUCAAUGAACUUGUUGAUUCUAUCAAUAAAUUUGCUAAUUCCAUCCUUGCUUUGGCUGGUAACAAGAACCAAUCAACUGAUCCUAAAUAGCUAGUAUUUAAUUCUUCUUACUCAUUUGGUGAAAAAGUAGAAAAAUUUAAAGGCUGUAAUUGGAGACAUAAGUAUUAUUUCCAAUUUCAAUUGCUUGUACAGUGCUAGCUGCUGAUGAAUAUUUGAAUAUCAUCAUCAUGUGUCUUUGUCAAUCUUGAAUAGUAUAAUUAUGUUGUGGUUUCAUGCUAUAUCCUCUCAUAUAAUACCAAGUUAAUGAGCU